AUUUGAUUGAGCUUCUCCCUCCCCAAUAUGAGUGGUUCUGGCGAUGAUCGAUGGCGCGGGGGCCGCACAUACGACCAAAACCGCCAGUCGGGACAAAGGCACUCCAUGCACAGAACGAUGAGCGCGCAUAGUGGCUCUCGUGGUGGACAGAACCAGAAUACCACCUGGGGAGAGUCGCGUGAUCAGCUCUCCACUGGGCCAGCUCAGGAACAACAUGUCCCUGUGCGAGGCUUCAAUGCUGCCGAGGCGAAGGGGGCUCUCAAGAGAAAUUCAAGAGAGCCGAAGCCCUUCCUUUAUAAACCUGGUGGAAAGGACACAAACCGCUCUGGACCUUGGGGCUCGAAACCAAACACUAUGGCCAACGGCAAGGACUUCUUCCUCGAGCUUCGCAAACAAAUCACCACUCUGCGGCAAGGUGACAAUGUCGCGGGCGGUUGAUUUGAAACCUCAUUUUUGAUCACUAGAUAGUCGAUGCGAGGAAAUCACUGGUGUCACGACUCUCUAGCCAAAAUUCAGCGGCAGCUGGGUCCUCGAAGGGGCCGUGGACAACAGGAGCUCUCUGGUCGCUGGCCGAUUGGAUGAUAGUAUCCUCAAAAUCACUAGAUGGGCAGCAUUGAUACAUGCGCUUUUUGACAAAAAGUCGUUGGCACUAUAUUUGGGUGUAGGAUAAGACUACCCGGGCAGCGCUUUCUAUACGAUUGUCAGAUAGAUCUGGUAGAAAAC
Aspergillus caelatus is the source of this 723-nucleotide messenger RNA. RefSeq lists its product as uncharacterized. The coding region runs from base 28 to 438 and encodes 136 amino acids. The record is from RefSeq and is a predicted model, not a curated record. The transcript is spliced from 5 exons. NCBI's taxonomy places the organism in Eukaryota, Fungi, Ascomycota, Eurotiomycetes, Eurotiales, Aspergillaceae.